Messenger RNA from Clunio marinus, 1663 nucleotides. NCBI's taxonomy places the organism in Eukaryota, Metazoa, Arthropoda, Insecta, Diptera, Chironomidae. The record is from the annotation of a GenBank genome assembly.
CAUCACAAUAAGAACAGAGAAAAAGAAAUCAUUCCAACGUUCAAUGAACAGUGACUCAAAAUCGUGAUCGAUAAAUUCACAAAAUACUUUGGAAUAAUUUAUUCAUAAAUUUGAGAAAUCAUCAGGAAAUAAAAAUUCAUAUUCAUAGCAAUGAAUCAAUUCAGUAUUUGGAUAUUGUUUGCUGUUAUCAGUCUAACGACAAAGUCAUGCUUGGGACUUGCGGACUUAAAUAAACCGCCAAAAUAUUGUAUCAUGGAACGUGCUCAUCGAAUGGUUGGAUAUAAUUGCGCUAAACUUGAACUACGUGACGUUCCCAAAUAUUUGAAAUCAUCGACAGAGGUUUUAGAUUUGUCACAAAACAGAAUUCGAGAACUUACUCGCGAGUCGUUUGCUGCACUUGACGAUUUGAAAUUUUUGUACAUUUUUGAUAACAUGAUUAAUAGAAUUGAAGACGAUACAUUUGCGAUGCUAACAAAUCUUGAGGCUUUAGAUUUGUCUGGAAAUGGUUUGCUUGAUGUGCCGCCAGAAAUAUUCAAUUUACCUUUACUUAGAAAUCUUUACCUUGCUGACAAUUCCUUUGGCGAUCGUGGAUUCGAAACAUUGGAGAAAAUUCGCAAACCUAUCAUGGCACCACUCAAAGUUCUCAGCAUUGCCAACAAUCGAUUGUAUAAAAUUCCAGACUUUGGAAUACUUCCUGAACUUUACAAGUUAAACGUCUCAUCAAAUCCAAUGCGUGAUUUAGCACCACAACAGUUUUCUCCAUUCUGUAACAUCAAAGAAGUUGACUUGAACAACACGUCGAUGGCAAAAUGCCGAUGCGAAGAAGUCACAAGAUUUCUUUAUCAAAAACGCGAAGUUUAUCUGCUGUCAUCUUUCUAUUGCGAUGCUAUGUCAUCAGAAUGCAAAUUUGACGUUAAUGUAACAUUUGCUGAGACAAAAGACUAUCAAGAAUGUUUGAGUAUCAGACGAGAAGUGAUUGAACAUAAGAAAGCUCAACUUACUUGGGGAAUUAUCGCUGGUGGUGUUGUUGGAUUUCUUGUCUUCUUCAUCAGUUGUCUUUAUUGUCUUCAUCGAAGAAAUGUCCGUCAAAUGAAUAGAAAAUCAAAGAAGCUUAACAAUCAACAUAUGAAAGUUGCAAAGAAAGUUGAAGUUGCUGAAGCGGCUGAAGAAAAUAUUAACACAAGUCCAGAGAAAUUACUUAUUAAGCGAUCGGAAGUUUAGAUUAGGAACUGAUACUCAAAAUGAUGGUGGAAUUGAUGAUGAAAGAAUUAUUAGAAAAUUGACAUUUUUUCAAUGAUUUUUUGCAAUUUUUUAUUCAAAACCCUUAAAAUUUAUGAUGACGAAUUUUUAAAAUUCAAAAAUCUUUUGUUUUCCUCUAUCAGCCAAAGAAAUCUCGUAAAAAAACAUAAUGAAACAAAAACUAAUUUGCCAUUGAUGAAUAAAGAAAUUUAUUAAAAGUUUAAUUUUUUAAUCUUCUUUCAAAGCAUCUUCAGAUACGCGAGAAGUUUCAUCAUCCUUUAAAGAAAGUUUUCUAUUUUCAGUGCUAUUGCUGGAACGAUCAUCAUUAUCAUCGUGAACAUUUUGUUCAUCGUUUGAUGAAUGCAAUAAUUUCAUAAAUUGGUCAAAAUUUUGAUAACCUUUUUCCUCAUUUUCUUUUUCGAGU